Molecule: messenger RNA, 956 nt
Organism: Theobroma umbraticum
Lineage: Eukaryota; Viridiplantae; Streptophyta; Magnoliopsida; Malvales; Malvaceae
Source: RefSeq, a predicted model, not a curated record
UUAAACACCACCACGUCCACGAACACCAACAUCGUACGCUGCAAUUCCACUGGCUUCCGCCAGACAGGUGGACGGUUCAGAUUCGAUUUCAGAACUCCGACGACGUUAAUGAUGAGUUCGAGUUCAGCAGUACCCGGAAGCAGAGGAUCUGGUGGUCUGAUUUCAAUGAUUACGAUGAUUACGAUGAUGUCUGGGACCUUGAUGAGGAUGAUGAGUUCUGGGUUUUUAAGGUAUUUAGAGCUUUUGGUUGGAUGCUACCGGCCAUUGCCAUAUCAUUGCUGCUGGGAUCAGGCCCGAAUGCUUUUAUCAUGGCAUUAGCAGUUCCACUAGGGCAGUCAGCGCUUUCCCUUGUGUUUGAGAAGGUUUCAAGAAGUACGAGUAAGAGAUGGAAAUCCACAUCCAGCCCCAAGACCAAGAAGAAACAUUCUACAAGGGCUCCUAAUAACGUGAGAACAAACAAGGGAAAACAAGAAGCAAAUAGGAAUGGUGGAGAGAAGGCAAGUUAUAGCUCCUGGCUGAAUAUGGAUGGUGAUUUACAUGAUAAGGGUGCCAAGAGAGGCCCCAGAUUUGGUGGAUGGGAUCAACUGGAUGAUCAAGUUGAGACCCAAAAGAGGGCGCCGAGUCAAAAGGGAAAUGGACUACCAAAGAAACAAAAGAAGGGUAAAUUUAGUAGGAUAGGGAGAGUCAGAGAUACACCCUUGCUGCUGAGGUUGUUGAUUGCGGUUUUUCCAUUCUUGGGCUCUUUCACUAGGUUCCUAUUUUGAUUUUCUUCCUACUAGAAAUUACACGGUCCAGUUCGAUGGGAAAAAGAAACAUGAACUUUUCAUGUCUAUGCUGCUGCUGCUUAGACACCAUCAAGUGCUGAUUUGAUGCUGCAGGUAACUUUGGAAAGCAAAGGAAGAUAAGUUAGUAAUGUCUUCCAAUAACAUUUUCAUGCACAUAUCUUGCUUCGUAUC